AUGGACAACGCAAACCUAGCCGCAGCAUGGCUAUCCUUCGCCGCAACAGCCGUCGGUCUAGGCGGCCUAAUAUCGCAAGCCAGCGCGAUAAACGAACAACUCGAUCCCUUCCACGCCAACCGCACCGUAGAGUACCUGGGGAUAUGGUUCCAACGACAAGCGCGAUUUCCCUGGUGGAAGAUCGCGAAACCGCCUCCUUUGGGACCCGUUAUCGCGGCGAAGAUGGCGGAGGGAUUUUGUGGGUUUAAUGAUUUGUAUAUCACGCGUAUACCCGUGGCGCCCCCCGGGAAGGCGGGGUGGUCUACUGUGUUGGCUAUGUUUAAUCAUGAGCCCCCGGUUUUAGGUCCGUUGGGUGCGGAUGUUGGGGCUGUGGAGAAGGGAGGGAAUGUGGUUACUUCGGUGGCUUCGGUGGCGCCCACGGGAAGUGUAAACGGGAAUGGUGCGCCGCGUAGUGCUAAUUGGGCGCAUCUUGAACGGACGGCGCUUACGAGACAUCAAUCCCACGCUUGUAUUACGAUAUCCCGGACGACGCUUAUCACCAUGCUGGUUGUGACGAAUGGGCGUCCCGUGUUUCAGUACAGCGAUGCGACGGGUUUUAGGGCUGGUUACGCGUCGUAUUGUGGGCAGUGGUACAUAACAUGGCCCAUCGGCCAAGAAGCCAUCAUAAAAUUCGCCUCCCACGACUCCAUCGGCUCCACCGAAGUCCUCCCGCGCAGCUUUCGCCAACGCGUUGACCGCUGCGGGCAAAUGGUCUCCGGGGUCGUCUCAUCACCAACCUCCUCCUUCGCCGUCGCUUUCGGCGGUCGACGACCCGCAGGCGACUACGUACUCGAGCACGCAGUCAAGGGGUUCCAAGGCGCGCAUAGCGGACGGCAUUUGUAUAACAUGAUGGGCGGGCGAGCUUUCGAAGUCGAUUACCUAGUCGCGCGGCCUGAAUCUACCACCCCCACCCCCUCCCCGUCCACUCGAUUCUUAGAUUUACCUAGUAAGGAAGACGGCAAACCCACCGUACGCUUGAGAAUCCCGCCCCACGAGGAAGAAGUCCUGAAGCAGGCUUUGGAUUGCUUGCCCUGGACAUCGCUAUCUUGGAGUUUGCACCGCGGGAUGCGCGAUGUGUUACUUGCAUACGGAAAGGGUGUUAUGGAUAUGCACCGUGAUAACUUGGCAGAAUUACUCCGUCGCACGGUGGAGGAAAGACCUGAUGUUUUCCGUCUACGCGGUUGGGAUCCCGAGUUUGUCCGGAAUAAUAUGGGGCAUAUGGCUGCAUCGGCGGUGUUAGCUGGACGUGGAAAUUCGGGUGAUUCGGUGCGUGUCGUUAGUGAUAUCGUGGAGGCGUAUGUAGGAGAUUGGGAUGUGGCGAAGUUGGAUGAGGUGAAUUUCUGGCGGAGGGAGCGGAAGAACAGUGAAGAAGAGGAAGAACUUGAUGUCCAAGCUGUAGUGGCAUUAACGAAAUUUUUCGUGCUCGAAUGGAGCCAAGAGUUCGAUUAUCAGUUAUAUCACCACCUCCCCAUCGAGUUGUUCUUUGGGUGA
Molecule: messenger RNA, 1530 nt
Organism: Hypoxylon trugodes
Lineage: Eukaryota; Fungi; Ascomycota; Sordariomycetes; Xylariales; Hypoxylaceae
Exons: 2
Coding region: 1-1530 (509 amino acids)
Source: RefSeq, a predicted model, not a curated record